UUCGGUUCAUGUAAAAAUCCAGACAAAUGCCAUGGUUUGUAUUUUAAGGAAAUCUUGAUGGAGAACCUAUUUCAGUCCUAAAAGCUCAAGGUCCUCACCGCUUCUGUCUUCCCAGUAUCCUUUGAGUGUCCCACCGUCAGCAUGUCCUCAGACGCAUCAUCUCCUGUGAAGUCCACCACCCCUCCUCUGUCCCCACUGUCUCCUGUCUCUCCAGUUUCCCCCAGCUCUCUGCGUCUGCCUGCCUGCCGCCAAAGAGACCGAUCACCCUCCCCCAUGAGGGGCUACCUGAUUCCCAGCCCCCUGCCCACCCGCCGCAACCGCACCUGCUCAGCUGCAGCGCGUGCAGCCGAGGGGCCGGUCUUCACUGGGGUCUGCAAGUGCUUUUCACGUUCCAAAGGACACGGUUUCAUCACGCCAUCAGACGGAGGCAAUGACAUCUUUGUGCACAUAUCUGACGUCGAUGGUGAAUAUGUGCCUAUGGAAGGUGAUGAAGUUAGCUACAAGAUCUGCUCUAUUCCACCCAAACAUGAGAAGAUCCAGGCCGUGGAGGUGACCAUCACUCAUUUAGCACCAGGCACGAAGCAUGAGACCUGGUCUGGAGCGGUGGUUGAAACAUAAGAUCCUCUCUUAACUCUGAACUGUGUGAUAGUGAUGUUAAAAUGGGUUUCUGUUCCUUUUCUGGGGGUGGGAACAGGGCUGAAUUGCCUUUAAGUGCUGUGUAACAUGAAGCCAUAAUUCCACGAAAAAUUUAAAAAUACUGCAUCUGGUUUCUUUGGGCAUAUCUAAAUUGCUAAAAUAUGUAGAUUUCCAUAUUUUUUUAAAUUUACUGAAAAAAAACCAAUGUCUGUGUUUGUCUACACAUUGUGAAAAUACCAUUUUGAUAAUUUCUCGUGUACAUGUGUGUUUCUUGGUCAUUUUGGUUCAAAGACCGUCAAGAACAAUAAAAGAUUACUCAAAAUGUCAGAUUUAUUUUAACAUUGAUUUUAUAGCUUCCUCAGACAACAUUUAGAUUUUAUGUAGAAAGCACAUCAAUUUCUUUCUGUUUGUACAACACAACUGUAAACAUCUGCAUUUAUUAUAUAGACCUAAUUGUUAGUGUCUGUAAAUACACAUUUCUCAAUUAAAUACGGACUUUGCCAAGUACAGACUGCUUUCACAACUCCGAUUGCUGCUAUGCACGCUGCCUGAUCGCAGCAUUAAAAGGAACGUUUAAAGACACCCAAAACAACAUGAAUUACAUUUCUACAUUACACUAACAUAUGGGACACAAUAUCACGAAAGAAUAACACCGUGUUAGAGAGAGUUUGAUUUUGUACAUAUUAAUAUUUGAUGCGGUAAUGUCAGAUAAGAAACUUGAUUCCGAUGCGGCUGGAAACAUUUUAGUAUUCACAGACAAAACUUACACAAUGAGCAUUGCAUAAUCUCACUACAGUAAGUACAUACUGGGGUUUAAGUGUUU
This is a messenger RNA of Sinocyclocheilus grahami, 1459 nucleotides long. Its product is annotated as calcium-regulated heat stable protein 1-like. Gene Ontology annotation, biological process: regulation of mRNA stability. Gene Ontology annotation, molecular function: mRNA 3'-UTR binding. Bases 142 to 618 code for a protein of 158 amino acids. NCBI's taxonomy places the organism in Eukaryota, Metazoa, Chordata, Actinopteri, Cypriniformes, Cyprinidae. The record is from RefSeq and is a predicted model, not a curated record. Gene Ontology annotation, cellular component: cytoplasm. The transcript has 3 exons.